Molecule: messenger RNA, 1800 nt
Organism: Poeciliopsis prolifica (blackstripe livebearer)
Lineage: Eukaryota; Metazoa; Chordata; Actinopteri; Cyprinodontiformes; Poeciliidae
Gene: dffb
Product: DNA fragmentation factor, beta polypeptide (caspase-activated DNase)
Exons: 6
Coding region: 48-1163 (371 amino acids)
Biological process (GO): apoptotic DNA fragmentation; apoptotic process
Cellular component (GO): nucleus; cytoplasm
Molecular function (GO): DNA endonuclease activity
Source: RefSeq, a predicted model, not a curated record
CGUCAAGAGGAAGAAAAACAGAGGAAGCGGUAUGUAUAAACAGUGAAAUGUCCAGACUCUUAAAGAAAAGCAAACCUGUUAAACUUCGAGGUCACAGCGGGGACAGAAAAUACGGCAUUGCUUCUGAAGAUGUGAAGGAGCUGAUUAAAAAGGGCUGCAAGCUGUUACAGCUGCCACUUUCUGGUGCUCAUGUGUGUUUAUAUGAAGAUGGGACAAUAGUGACGGAGGAGUUCUUUCCCACCCUGCCUGAUAACUGCGAACUAGUUCUUCUGUCAAGGGAUCAAACAUGGAGUGGAGUUGUUUGUGACAUUGGUCGGUUGCUGAACACCGAUCGCCACACUGACGGUCUCAUUGAAGCAGCGAAGGGUCUUAUCUCUGACGAGAAAUCUUUCAAGAGGCGCAAAGUCCUUACUGACCUGCUGCAGAACCUGGAGGACAGAUCAGAUCUGGAGAGCAGAGAGGAGGAUGAAGACUGGUUCACUGGUGUUGAUGUGCGAUUCAAAACAAAGUCUGCCUACAUGAAGUACAACUGUGAAAGCAGAAUACGGGGCUACAUGAAGGAGGUGGACAAUGCGACCAACGGCAUACAGAAAGCUAAAGUGAAAGCGGAGUUUUUAAAAACAUCAAAGUGCCUGGGUGAAAUGCUGAAAAAUGACAAGUACAACGGUAAAUACUUCGAUAGGACAGAGAAGGAGUCAGGGCGCCUCUGCACUAAGGAAGGAUGGUUUACUUGUCAGGGAUCAUUUGAGCAGAAAUUGUGCCACUCGCUCCAUUCAAUCAACCCGUACGGCAGCAGAGAGAGCAGGAUCGUCUUCAGCACUUGGAACCUUGAUCACAGGUGGAUACUUCCUGUUCCCGGAGUAGUAAAAACAGCAGCCAAUCAAACAUGUUUUUUGUUUCCCCUUUUCUGCAGGAUUGAAAAGAAGAGAACGAUCAUACCCGCUCUGCUGGAGGCUCUGCAGACUCGUAAGACUACAGACAUAAACUUGAACUACUUCUACCAAAUGCUGUUCACCAGGGAAAACCUGAAGCUAGUGCACAUCGUCUGCCACAAAAAGGGAGUGCACAACCUGACGUGUGACACCAAGAAGAUGUUCAGGACUAGUAAAAAUGCAAGGAAAGCAAAAGGAGAUACAAAAGGGAAGAAAAAGCGUUUAACCUGAAACAUUUUUAUUUUGAUGUUUUUUAAAUUUGUUUUUAUUUGCUGUAAAAUUUAUAACUUGUCUUUCAUUGAACAAAAUGAAACAAAACAGUUUUGUAAAUCAUGAAAAGCUUUUUAUUGUAUUGUGUGGCACAAUCAUGUCAAAUAUAUGGAUGGAUUAAGAAUGUUGCCCAAAUAAUGAGACAUUCAAGCAGUCUGAGUUACACACUGAAGACAAAUGUUAAUUAUUUUUACAUAAAUAAGGCAGUAAUAUACAAUAUUUCUGUUAAGUGGUCAGAUAAAUCAGCUAUAUACAAAAACCUGUGGCUAUAGUUCUAGUGCAAUUGCAGAUAACCUGUUAAGGUUAUAUUUCUCAAUCAAGUUUGUUCAAAUCUAGUUAAACUGCAGAUUCUUAGGCAGAAAAAUCAACUUUGUCAUCUAAUAAGUUUAGCAACUAUAAACAGUAGGAAUAUAAAGAAUAAUUAGCUGCACUGGUGUGUGUGUCUACAUAUAUAUAUAUAUACAUUUUUUUAUCUACAUACAGACAUUAUGUUACAAAGCUGCCAAAAACCUUUAAGGAUGGAUUUUAGACACUUGGUGAAAAAUGGCUGGAAUAUGACAUUCAUCUCUGACCUUGUAAUAAACAGAUCUGCUCUUUG